CGGUUGUGCAGUUAAUACUAAACACAAAUCUUGGAUAUUUAACAUGAACAUGCAAUGAUCAUCUACGAAAAAAGAUUUAUAUUUACGUGCAAAACCUGGCGUACGAAGUUUUGUGAUAUUGGGCCCAGAUAGGUAAAUAUGGCAUAAAUAUUUCCUGUCAGCCGAUGUUUUACACACACACUCGCACAAAGAACAAUCCUAUAUCGAGAACUGGCAACGAGUGAGAACACAGAUGGGCGUGAUCGUAUUCUAGUAUAAAUGUAUCCACUAAUAAUCUAAUACCAAUACAACUCAAUCAACACUGACGAGAUACACAGCCGAAUGCACUAAAGUGUCGCUCAAGACUAGACGACGGUUGAACGAUGUUGUCGCUGGUGCUGCUGCUGUGUUUGGUGUCCACCUCGCUGUCGCAGGAAGUUCUCCAGAAUGGUGACAUGGAGAGUGUAACGUCUGGAAUUCCAACAGGCUGGGGUUGUAACAAGUGUGUAUCGUCUGCUACUAACAUGUCACACAGUGGGCAGUCCGCUCUCCUGCCUAGCGGAAGGACUGCCCGGUGGCAAGGACCGUCUCAUAAAAUAGAUGUUGAACCCGGCAAGUUCUACAAAGCCUCCCUCUGGGUUCGUCUUGUUAACGACGUAUCCGGCGAGAUGUUCCAGAGCGCGAAGAUCGUAAUCAACGUCGGACUCCUUGACGGAACGAAGACACGCCUGACGGUCGCCAGAGAUAGAAGGAUCCGUGUUGAAGAUGGAUGGAUUCAAAUGAAAGGAGACUUCACUGUUCCCAGUAAUGCCAAGACAACAGCGAAAAUAACAGUAAACGACUUCCUUCCCGGCGUCGACUUCCUCGUGGACGACGUGUCCGUACAGCAGUUGGUGGAGUGGACCACCUGGCGACAAGACACCGACGUCAGCAUCACCAGUCUGAGAACCAGUAAAAUAAAUGUUAACGUGACACUUCCUGAUAACAUUGAUAGAAGCGAUGUCAGAGUUGUAAUUCUCCAGAAAAAGAAAUCCUAUCCUUUUGGGAUGGCCAUUAACAGUGACGAGUACACCCAGGGAGAACCGAAAUAUCGAGAUUUUGUCAACCAGCACUUCAACUGGGCCGUGACGAAAAACUCACUGAAGUGGAAAAUCAUGGAGCGUAAACAGGGUGAGCGUAACUAUGACAGAGCCUUCAUUCCCAUCAACACUCUCAAAAGUCAUGGAAUCAAAGUUCGCGGUCACAACAUCGUGUGGGGGACGACAGACCAGCACGUACCGGACUGGGUGAAACCUCUGUACGGGGACGACCUCAGGCAGGCCGUCACGACUCGAGUCACCGAUAUCGUGUCUAAGACUAGAGACAUGGUGGAACACUGGGAUGUAAACAACGAGAUCCUCCACGGUUACUUCUUCGAGAAACGUGUAAACAACGCCAACUACAGCCUCGACAUCUUCAGCCUAGCGCACCAAACCGCACCCAAUGUGAAGAUGUUCCUCAACGACUACAACGUACUUUCUAAAAGCUAUUCCACAGGGGCCUACGUCACGCAAGCUCUUCAGUUCCAGGCGGCGGGUGUUGGACUCUACGGGAUUGGUGCCCAAUGUCACUUCAACGACGGGACGAUUCCUAGUCCCACUAUUCUAAAGGCUCGAUUAGACACCCUAGCCGAGGUUGGUCUUCCUAUCUGGGUGACGGAACUGAGCAUCGUGAGCGACAACUACACCAAACUAGCGGACAUGUUCGAGACGGUACUGCGCGUGCUGUACGCACACCCUGCAGUGGAGGGGAUCAUGUUCUGGGGCUUCUGGGGGCCGAUCCAUGGUUACGGAGAACAAGCGGCUCUAGUGUCUGGACCAGAGUUCACGAUCAACGCCGCUGGUGAGCGCGUCCUAGAUCUGUUUGAAAACCAGUGGAUGACCAGAAAGUACCGCAAGUUGUCCCUGUUUGGAGAUCAGUUUUCUGUUGAUGGUUUCCAUGGUGAUUAUCUGGUCAAAGUGACGUACCAGGGUCAGGAACUGGUCGACAAGAGAACAACGUUUACGUUGGGGUCGUCUCCACACACAGUGACGUUGUCUGUACCAUAGAAUUGUACUGAGUCUGAAAACGUGAUGUAGAAGCACUAAACAAUAAAAUGAUCGAAACAU
Messenger RNA from Gigantopelta aegis, 2126 nucleotides. RefSeq names its product anti-sigma-I factor RsgI6-like. Gene Ontology annotation, biological process: carbohydrate metabolic process. Bases 363 to 2066 code for a protein of 567 amino acids. NCBI's taxonomy places the organism in Eukaryota, Metazoa, Mollusca, Gastropoda, Neomphalida, Peltospiridae. The transcript is spliced from 13 exons. Gene Ontology annotation, molecular function: hydrolase activity, hydrolyzing O-glycosyl compounds. The record is from RefSeq and is a predicted model, not a curated record.